CCGCCAAACUGGUUUCUCGACAUGCACCCUUAUUGUUAUCAUUAUUUCUUCUAACGCGUUCGUAGUUGUUCUUACCAAUACAAUACUAUGUUAGCAUGUAAGAAAUGUUACAAUAUUGUGAAUAGUCUUUCAGUUUUAGUUUAAAUUUUACAAUCAUCUUAUUCAAAUUAUGAAACCAGGUUUUUACGAAGGCAUUUACUUUAUGCUUGGAUGUGGUUUACUUGCAAAAAUACUCGUACUUAUUGGCCCAAAACGUAAUCAUGAGCUAAGCAAUGAGAAGAACGCUGCUGAUAAAAACGAUUUCAGAAGAAAACGCAGCAAGAGAAAACCAACAUCUCUCCUCAUUAGAUUGCUCAAAAAACUCCACAUUAACAAAAUCGAACGUGAAGCGUAUUUAUUUCAUUUCACAACCGCUGUUGCAUUUGUAUCAUCAUCUGAAGGUGGCCAACCGUUAACACAGAAGGACUUCGUUAAGAUGUAUACCUAUUCGGUUCUUAUUUCUGGAGGAUUCAUACCCAAAAUUCAAAGAGAGGUGUACUUUGAUCCUGAUGGUGCGUGGAAGAAUGAGUCUCAAAAUACUUGGAUAAGGAAAUGUACUGGUUCGCUGUAUGUGGUCGUAUAUCAGUUCAAUGGAGAUAACGGUCUUUUGAUCUCAUGGGAUGUCUCAGGUCAUGCUACUAGUACCGUCUUAAUGAAUCUAAAUGCGAUCGAUGUUGAAAUCAGAAAUAACGAACGUGACAUUGAAAACAUGUUUCAUAUCAGUACUCUUCUCAAAAGCCGAAAAAAUGUUUCAAAUUCGUCAGCAUCAUCGAGCAUUUCCAAAUAGGCUCUUUCUUACGUAAUUGACGCAAAUAUUCUUUUAAAAAACAAGCCUUUGUACCACGAGUAGUUCUAUUUCAAUGCACUUAACUUCAAUAUUAUUUUCUACUCAAAAGUAUUUGAGAGAUAAUUACAAAUUUAUAUUUUUAUUUGGUUUUACUAUUGUGUGAUAUUUGUUUUAAAAAAUACCAUUUACUAAAUAAUAAUAAGUUUUUGUCAUUAUUUUUUAAGUUCCCGAUAAUCUCAUAUUUUAUCAUUAUUUUUAAUCAUACCUUUACUUUUUUUUUCAUUAUUGAUUUGUUUGUUCCUCGUUUUUACGUCUAUUAAUAAUUUUUAAAGGCUGUUUUGUGCACUUUUUUUAUGCUUAGGAGUUAGUAUACAAUGUUACUUUACUUUUUUCUAUUUUAAGUAACAAUUUGUGAUAUGACAUUUUUACGUCUCAAGUUGAAAUAAACGUUUUUAAAUUA
This is a messenger RNA of Planococcus citri (citrus mealybug), 1286 nucleotides long. RefSeq lists its product as uncharacterized. The record is from RefSeq and is a predicted model, not a curated record. The coding region runs from base 170 to 826 and encodes 218 amino acids. The transcript is spliced from 4 exons. NCBI's taxonomy places the organism in Eukaryota, Metazoa, Arthropoda, Insecta, Hemiptera, Pseudococcidae.